CGGUAAAAUGCUGUAGGUUGCAAACCUAGAAACAAAACGAUGAGUUUUUCUCUUCUUGGUAUCAAUCGCAAAAGACCAUGGGUUAUUGAACGCCACCGAAUGCGUUUAAAUGACGAACAAAAAGGGAAACAACGAGCGGUUCCUCCAAGAUUUUGAAGCAACCGACUUUGGCAUACCUGGGAUAAUCUUUCUUAUCUUUAUGUUCCUCUUCUCGCUUUUGAGCAGUGCUCUCUUUAGGUUGCUGGGUUUUCGAUUGGGAAGAAUAUCCUCUGGAUUUUCAUAUGUAUGUAUGUAAAGUACAGUACAAUACAAGCACAAGUAUGUACCAGAUCUUAUGAUUUGUGAAAGUUUU
Messenger RNA from Canariomyces notabilis, 352 nucleotides. RefSeq lists its product as uncharacterized. Lineage: Eukaryota; Fungi; Ascomycota; Sordariomycetes; Sordariales; Chaetomiaceae. Bases 110 to 295 code for a protein of 61 amino acids. The transcript has a single exon. The record is from RefSeq and is a predicted model, not a curated record.